AUGAGCCUGUCGGCAGCCGUUGCGAUUUCCCUGCCUCAGUCAGUGCUUGUCGGAAAUGAAGUUGUGGAAAGUGUUCAGUGUUCGACGACAUCGCCGACUUCUAAAUCCAACAUGGUGAAAGGCUCACAAGUCGGUAUGAGUUCGGCCGAUGGUGUUUUUGAUGUUGCCUUCCUUCCACCACCGCCCGUUGAGAUUCAACCAGCAAUAGUUGCUGAUGAUCACCACUGGUUGAUUUGGACGAUUGCGGUGGUGCCUUAUAUGGAGAGGUUCAUUUCUGUAUAG
Necator americanus (New World hookworm) is the source of this 282-nucleotide messenger RNA. RefSeq lists its product as uncharacterized. The transcript has a single exon. Lineage: Eukaryota; Metazoa; Nematoda; Chromadorea; Rhabditida; Ancylostomatidae. The coding region runs from base 1 to 282 and encodes 93 amino acids. The record is from RefSeq and is a predicted model, not a curated record.